UCAGUCUCAGUAGGCACUUGUGACGAGCCAGUCCCGGUCUCAUACCGCGAGUGCACCCUGCCAACUUCGCCCGCGACACAAAAGUUUAAUCUCACUUUCCGACCGAAACCUGUUCUGAACUUGAAUAUUAUAAACACACAACAAAUUAAAUCUCGUUUCUAUCGUGCACUGUGACAGCAUUUAUGUGCGUUGUGAACUAACAAAAACUUUUAAAAAGUUCGUUUUCGUCAAAGCUGCGGUGAUGCUUGACCGAAGCUCUCAAUAAACCGGUCGUGGUCGCCGGGUAUUUUACUACGAGCUGGCAUAGAAUGAGUUCCGAUGUUUAAGCGCGCGAAGAACACUCGAUACAUCCGAGUUGUGUUCAAGGCGCGCUCCUGGAAGCGCCUGCCCAUGAAGAUAUUCAAGUGGAGCCGGAGCAUGCCCUCCUCCCACCAGUAUGAUCUGGUGCCCAACGAUGACUUUGACACGAAGAUCCCUUUACACUCCGAGGAGGCCUUCGACUACGGGAUCACGUUCCACGCAAAGUACAUCGGGACGAUGGACGUACCGCGUCCAACCAGCCGGGUGGAGAUCGUGGCAGCGAUGCGCCGAGUGCGGUAUGAGUUCAAGGCAAGGGGGGUGAAGAAGCGCAAGGUCAUCGUGGACGUGUCCACCGAGGGCGUCCGCGUCACCAGCCGCGCCGCGGUCACCAAGGGAAAGGGCUCCAAGCUGUUCGGUCGGAAGAGCAACUCGUGCACCGAGUCAAUCGAGAUAAUGCAUCAUCCAAUAUACCGCAUCUUCUACGUGUCGCAUGACAGCUCUGACUUGAAGAUAUUUUCGUACAUCGCACGUGAUGGCGCCACCAACGUUUUUAAAUGCAACGUCUUCAAAAGCAAGAAAAAGAGCCAGGCGAUGCGCAUCGUGCGGACGGUGGGCCAGGCGUUUGACGUUUGUCACAAGAUACAAGACAACUCCCCUGAACAUCCUGUGGCGUCCACAUCGAGCGCUGGCGACGAGCACGCGGCCGCCACCACUACCAAAGCUCCAGUCUCGGAGUGCAGUGCUUCUGACACGGGUGGACCGUCCAGCUCAAAGGCGACCGAGGAGAUCACAGUAGCAAUUAAACCAAAGCUGAGCGUAGAGCUGCCACCGCCAAAGAAAGAUGAAAAGCGACGUAUCUCCCAAGCAGUCCCGAGCAUAAAUUUGCCUGAUCUGCCGGAGUGCGUGAUCAAGAUGGAGAAGUGUCCGUCGCCGGUCCCCGAGGGCGCCGGGCUCGGGCCGCUGAGUGCCCAGCAUCAACUGCAGCUGUUGAAGGAGAGGCUGGAGCAGCAGGCGCAGCAGACGCAGGCUGCCGUAGCACAGCUCCAGCUGCUGAGGGACCAGCUGGCCGCAGAACAGGCCGCACGCUGCGAAGCACAGUCUCGCACACAUCAACUGAUAACUCACAACAAGGAGCUGCUAGAACAUAUCGCGGCGCUAGUGUCGCACUUGCAAGAUCGGGAGAAAGUCUCUCCUCAACCAAUCAGCGCUCAACAACUCACUCUUCUGCCCCAGCUGUCUUCAUCUGCGAAGAUAGACCGCUGGUUCUCCCUGUUGCCAGCGGGUACAGCCACGCUGUCCCGGCCUGAAAGCGGCUUCAUAUCGGGCGUAGAAGACUCCGACACAGCACUUGCCGAAGCCAGGAGUCUUUUGUUGCAGCUAAGUGUUAAAAGAAAGCGGCGCCUGUUUCCGCGGUUCACACGCCGGAAGAUAUUGGCCAAUAAGCACACUCUUCUUCAAUGAACUUUUGUAAUGGUGUUCACAUUUUUGUGAAUCAUCUCUUUAUACUUGUCGUAUGCUGUGGACAUUUUCAUCAAAUCGUAAACAUUUCAUUUCUUCAUACUUGUUAAAAAGAAAGACAAAAAAUAUAUCAAAUCCUUUUAAUAUAGCAAAACAAUCCAUACUUGAUUAUAAUUAUUUAAUUAUAUUUUUAAUUUCAGUUAUUAAUAAUUUUAGAAGCAUUUUCGUAAGAUAAUAUUUAUUUGAGUACAUGAUUUAUGGUUAUAUUAUAACUUAACAUAUAUAACACCAAGCGAUUGGACUGCAUCUUAGUGAUUUCAACCCCAGAAAGUUUUACGAAUUUUCUGUUACAAUAAACCUUAAUUGUGCGCAUCAACCUUGCCAGCCAUAUAACAAUAUUGGAGAGAUUGGAAGCACUUCAUUUCAUCCAACGUAAUUUGGAGAGAUUAAAAGCCCUUGUCAAGACUGGCAGGAUAAUAAAGUGUGCUACGCCCUUAAUAAAUGCCUUCCUUUAAUGCGAUAUUAAAUAUUAAUCGAAAAUUACGUUCAUGAAAAUGUCUGCAACAUCAUUUGGAUUUUCAUAAUCUAAUUAAAGUUAGUGCAAUUUUCAUAACGACAUUUGUGUAAGUUACGAUAACUGAUUAAAAAGUAUUAUUUUAUGAUAAUGAUUAAUUAUAAUACAAAAAUUAUGACUAGGUAUUUUAAUGGACGUUUUCAAUAACCUAUCUAUCCUAAUAACCCAUCGACAUAAAACAUUGGACUAUGUGACAUAACUAUGGAUAGAUAGGAUCUUGUCAUUAACGGCCAUUCCCAAUAUUCAGUAUUUCUCCGGUUGUGGCCUACUUGCGAUAAAAAUCGUAACUAUCGUUGACUUUUCUGUCCCAAUAAACUUAUCGACGGUAACUCAUCUUAUCCGUACACGCUGUCUGUCAAUAGGACGACGUAUAGCUUACCAGCGAAAGAAAUUUGUAUGGAAAUUGCAAUUCACGCGUCCCAAUAUAAGGCUUUAAUAAUGACUUAUUGGGUAUAUUGGGACAGCUUCAGAUUAUUGACAGUAGAAGGUAGUAAUUUAUCUCUAUCUGUAGACAGUACGUUGGGAACGGCCGUAAAUGGUCACUGCAAUGUAUCCGUAACUAGAGAUAAGUAAUCGAAAACGGCCGUAAAUGAUCAACAGCUUGAUGAAUUAAGUAUGUGACAAGACAUUAGCGGUCGCGGCUGGCGUCUGUACACAUUAUCGAGGCUUAUUGUCGUUUAUUUUAGUAUUUAGAACUCACUUUGUCGCUGUAUUACAAUAAUAUUUUCCAUCGAAGAAAUUUUAAAUAAGUACAUUCAUGUAAGAUACUAUAAGUUAUAUAAAUUAAUAGAUAUUGCUAUGAAACUGUACCUACCUGCUAUUAUAUUUAGUUCUCGGCAUACAGCGACCAAAUAUACUUUAGUACUGCAUUCUUAUGUAAUAAUGGUCUACUUAAUACUAAUUAAGUGGUGUCGUUAGAAAGGAUUUAGUAUCAUUUUACUUUGUGUGUAUUUGAUAACUUACUUUGUCAAGGACUUUACACUUCUAGUUCUAAGUUCAAAAUGAAAUUAGUUUAAAUAACAGUAAUACGUGCACUAAUUUUUUUUUACGUCCACUUUUUUUUUGGUUGUCAAUGUGUGUGAUUCACGUAAAGAGGUACGUCCUUGUGACUAGUGAUUUCAUUUGUUAUUUUCAUACAUUAACGGCCUUCACUGCAUGUACUUAACACUUAACGUGAUAAAUAUUCAAAAUUACUACAUGAUACAGUUACGUUUUAUUGUAACCAGCAGAUUGUUUCUAAUAAGGAGUACAACUGCAUUCUCACGAUAUUGACGCAUUGUAUACUUAGUUUAACCAACCAACAAUCUUAUGAGUAGUUAGUAGGUAUUGUGAAUCCACAGUAUAUUAUACUAAAAUUAUUUAGUUGUAAUCUGGUGCAUUUACUAUAGAAAUAACCGGUUACGGGAAUCUUUGUAUGCAGUCAGAACAUUUGUACUGAAUUGUAAUGAAGAUACGGUUGUUUGCGCGAUCAGAUGUGGUGAUGAGCCUCCGACGGAUGUGUGUGUAGACACAGUCACAGUGCCAUAAUAUUUUAAUGAUUAAUAUAUUCACGAUUAUUUUUCUGUACCCUUUAUGUACCGCGGGGCAAAUGGCACGAUCGUCAUAGAACACCACGGUGCCUUAAGGCACAGCGAUGAAAUCCACAUUACCUCAUUCGAUAUCUCGAUUUUCGUCAUUUCCACUGUCUGUUUUUUAUUAUUUAUUUAUUUUGGAAUAUGUUGAAAUAUUUUUACUUUACUUGGAAAACUAUCGCAAAAUAUAUUUCAGUAUUUAUCUUGUCCAAAUAUAGCAUAGUUGCAUUUUAAAACAUACACAAGCAAUCUUGCACUUCAAGGUGGAUCAAAGUCAAGUGAUUUUUCUUAGUUUUUCGGAAUGAAUGUCUCAAAUGAUUACUAUGAAUGCUUGUAUAUUUUACUUUUUUAUUAGAACGAGCAUAUAAAGAUGAUCAUAAAACCAAACACUAAUAAAUAAAAACCAAUUUUUUUCAUUGAAAAUACUUACUUACAUUUAUUCUAAAAUAUAAUGGUUUUUCAACUUUGCGUCGUGUGUGUGAAAUAAAAUAAGACACAAUAUGAAUAAUUUAUGCAUGGUCUUAUAGUUUGUUUCGAUAACAUUCAGAUACAUUCAUUGAUGUUAUCCUAACUACAAGUAUUCUUUUGCUAUACGUAAAAUAAUAAGCAUCGAUACUCUUGAGCGCGCGUAAAAUUGUCGCGCGAGAAUCGUUCGGCUCGUAAAGGGUUAAGGAAAUAAAAUUGAGUAUGAGUAGCCAUAGAUUAUUUGAAAUAAAGAGUGCUCCUUAUACAAAUCAAAGGGAAGUCUCACAUUGACAAGAAUGUGUUUGUCUAGGAGACUUCUGUAGGUUUAAUACUAGAUUAUUCACAUUCAUUUGUGACAGUAUUCUAAACUGAUAUCAUUUCAUAUAUAUAAACCAGUUUUAUUAGAUAAUAUAGUUUAAAUCGGGGCCUCGACAGUUUUAGCUUUGAAUGGCGAAUAUCAUUGAUACUUGUCAAAAAUUUUACAUUUAGUAUUAAUUACUUUGUAAGCUUUUUAGAGUGACAAUUACUCGUAAUAUUAGUGUUGUAAUAUUGCGAGUGUUGUGCGAAAUGACUGAUAAUUGUUUUAAGAGUUGCACUUAAUGUGUUUGAAUGAUUAAAUAAAUUUAUGUACUGUCUG
Molecule: messenger RNA, 5005 nt
Organism: Leptidea sinapis
Lineage: Eukaryota; Metazoa; Arthropoda; Insecta; Lepidoptera; Pieridae
Product: carboxyl-terminal PDZ ligand of neuronal nitric oxide synthase protein
Exons: 10
Coding region: 319-1761 (480 amino acids)
Molecular function (GO): nitric-oxide synthase binding
Source: RefSeq, a predicted model, not a curated record